AUGGCGUCCAUUCCAAUCUAUUGUUAAAAUCAUACUCAGAAACAAAUUUCAUUUAUUUGUAUUUCAUAACAUGAAUGUCAAAGAAUGCUGUGCUCAGAUUGUCUUUACACUCACAAAAUUCCUUUUGAUAAAACCCUAACAAUCUAAAAAUUUAAAGAACGUUUAAAAGCAAAAAUAGUUGAAUUAUAAAUUAGUGAUCAGUCUGAAUUAAAAGCUUAAAGGCUUAGAUUUUAAAUAAUGAUUAAUGAAUUAGAAUAGAAAUUUAAAGUUUUCAUUUAAAAUAUCAGAUAAACAACUCUAAAAAUGUACCAAGAAAUUGAGUCCUAAGAAUAAUUUUUCUACAAAUUUUUGACGGAUAAUAUAGCAUUAAGCAAUACAUCUUGGCAAGAUAUCAAUAUUUUAGUUGACAUCUUGGAAGGUAUUAAGCUAAAUACUCAUCUUAAAAUAAAAGAAUAAAAAUUAUUAACACUUCAAAAACUCAAUUCAAAUUUAUCAAACCAAAUCUCCUAAUUAGAUAAGAAUAUAUAACAUUUCAUUGCUACAUGGUAUUUGAAAUUCAGAUAAUUAGUUAAAAGAUUGAUUAGAUGAUAGAGAACAAAGUGUAGAAAAUAUAAAAAGAUAUUAAGAAUAAAAUUCACUUUAAAUGGAAAGAUGGAAUUUUCAGAGAAACUGGAUGGUACAGAUACAAAAAUAGAUUAUACAAAACCAAAUUCAAGAUUGAAGUUACUGCUUAAGGAAAAAUAUAAUAUAUAAAAGAUGGAGCAAUUAUGAGAAUGUAAGUACUUUCAAAUUAAUAAGGGACAAUAAGCAAGAUAUUUAAAUGAAUAAUAAUGAUAUUUGUAGAAAUAUCGAAUAAAUUAAAAAAUUAAGCUGGAGAGGGUCAUACAAUAAAGCUAACAAGAAAAUAGGAAAGUGGACAAUUAUUUGGAAGAAUGAAGUUACUGAUUUUGGAGGUGUUUAUGAUGAUAAAGGAAAUAAAACCGAUAUUUGGAAAGAAUAAUACGAAAAUUAUUCUGAGUAUAUAUCAUAUAUCAAAAUCUAGUUUAUUUAAAGCAUUAUACAUUGGAGAAUAUAUUGAUGGUAAAAAAAUUGGAAAUUGGAUUACAAAACUAGAUAAUCUUAUCAUGUAAGAAAUAACUACAAAUAAAUAUAUUAGUGGCGGAGGCAAUUAUAUUCUACCCAAUGUGAAGGAUGGAAAAUGGGUGGAAUUGAACACUAAUCUUAAAAGGUAAUUUAAUAUUAGAUUAAGUGAAUUUUAAGUUUACAUAAUAGGGGAAUAUAAAAAUGGAAAAAAAUAAGGAAUUGAGCUCAUAGUCCAUCAGAAUAAAAUUAUGUAAAUUAACUUAGUUUUAUAUUAGAGCAUAAGGAAUAUACGAUCAAGAUGGAAAGAAGAAUGGAAAGUGGGUUGAAGUUUUUGAAAAUUAUAAUAAGUAGAAUACAUAUUAAAAAAGGGAUUGCUAAGUAUUUUGGGUUGGAAUUUAUAGAGAAGGGCUAAAAUACGGAAAAUGGAAUCUUGUAUCAUAGAAACAAGAAAAAUCUUAGGAAGUCAUAAUGUAAAAAUAUAAGUAUAUAAAUAGUGGGGGUGGUACAUAUGAUGAAUUAGGUUUAAAGAUUGGAUAAUGGAUUGAAUUACAUAAUAAUUAUCAAAAGUAGGAUAUUAAAUUAGAUAAUAGUAAUUGCUAGGUUACUUAUAAUGGUUAAUAUAAAUAAGGGAAAAAAAUUGGAAAAUGGAUAACUUCGUAUAAACCAAAAAAUAAAUAAGAUAUCAGGACAAUGUAAAUAAUGGUAUAAUAUGUAGUUGUAACGGUAAUUAUGAUGAAAAUGGAAAUAAAACAGGAAAUUGGAUAGUAUUACACAAAAACUUUUUUGAGUUUUAAUCAUUUAUAAUUUAGUGGCUGUUUAAUUAAUUAUGAAGGAGUUUACAAGUUUGGCAAAAAACAAGGUUAUUGGAAAACUUAAUAUUGCCAGGAUACAAAAAAAAACCCUGAAAUUAUGUAUGAAUUUUAUGAUUUUUAGAGGUGGUGGCGCUUAUAAUGAAAAUGGCCAGAAGAACGAGGAAUGGAUUGAUUUGGAUGAGAAUUUUUGGGAGUAUAUUUUCAUCAUAACUAUAUAGCGAUUCAUAAAUUAUAUAUAAAGGUUAUUACUGCAAUGGUUAAAAAUAAAAGAAGUGGGAUACAAUGUUAAGGAUAAAUAUCGAAUCAUAGUUUUAAAACAUGUAAAUCACUAAUAUAAUAAAAAGUGGCGGGGGCUAAUUUAAUGAAAAUGGAAUGAAGGAUGGAAAGUGGAUCGAAUUGUGUGAUAAUUUCUUUUGGUUUUAUAUUUAAUAAUUAUCAAAGCUGGAAUCAAUGCGUAUUAAUUGGAGAAUAUUAGAACGGAUUAAAGAAAGGGGAUUUUGUUGAAAAAAAGUUGAAUUGAUUUACAAUUUAAAUUAAAAAAAUUAAAAAAUUUUAAAAGGG
Paramecium octaurelia is the source of this 2456-nucleotide messenger RNA. Lineage: Eukaryota; Ciliophora; Oligohymenophorea; Peniculida; Parameciidae. The record is from the annotation of a GenBank genome assembly.